Messenger RNA from Cetraspora pellucida, 285 nucleotides. NCBI's taxonomy places the organism in Eukaryota, Fungi, Glomeromycota, Glomeromycetes, Diversisporales, Gigasporaceae. The record is from the annotation of a GenBank genome assembly.
AUGAAGAAAUCUAGUUCUAGUCCUAAACAGGCUGUUUCUUCUAGAAGAGAUUUCAACACCAUUUCUCAAACUGAUAAAAACAAAUAUCAUCCAAAGAAAGAAAGAGAACAACUUGCCAAAAUUCUAAUUUCUCACAAUAGUAACCUUUUUCUGCUCAAAUUUAAUAAUAGAAAUGAAUCUGAAAAAAUGUUUGAUGAAUUUGAAUAUGAAGAUAAGUACUUGAAAGAAGCAGAAGGCUAUUUUACUGAAGAAGUCCUAAGUGACAAACUGUAUAAUAAUCUUUGA